AUGGAUUCUUCAGAAAUUCCGCCCUCUGACCUCAGAGAAGAGCAGCCGCCGGCGCCGGCGUCCCUGCCGCUGCCGGCGGCCUUUCUCGAGUUCCUCGGCGAUAAUGGCCUGGACCCCGCGCUGUACUCCAAGGCGGACACCAUCCCGCGCUACAUCAGGUUAAAACCAGGCACGGAGUCCAGUGUGGUGACAGAGAUCGAAAGCGAGCUCAAGUGUGAUCUCGUGAAGGUCUCGUGGCUGCCAGACUUCUAUGCGAUCCCGCCUGAAAUUCAGAUUGCUGGAUCCAAGGCUUAUCAGCAAGGGAAGAUCUAUGGGAUUGAUGCAGCUUCUGGAGCUGCCAUCUUAGCACUCGAUGUUCAACCAGGAGACCAUGUUCUUGACCUCUGUACUGCACCAGGUGCAAAGCUUUGCAUGCUUGCAGAUAUGCUUGGUAGCACAGGUUCUUUGACUGGUGUUGAUGUUGCAAAGCACCGUCUUGCAGCCUGUCGUACGAUGUUGCAGAAGUAUUCUCUUGGAGAUCGUAGUCGGCUCUUUGUUGCUGAUGGGACUUUGUUUUCCAUAUUGCCUGUGAACUCCAAUCUGGGGAGCAUGGAAGCUUUUGUUGGAAUUGAGGAUAAUGGAAGCAUAUUCUCAGAAUGGACUUCAAAGAGAUCAUGGAAAGACAGACAGAAGUCUAAAAAGGCAAAAGCAGCCGGUUCACCUCAUCUACCAUCAACUUCCGAACCUGAACUGAUAUACUAUGGCAAAGAUUCAGGAUUAAUUGGAUUGCAAAAACGUUAUGUUCUUCACCCAUCAACUGAUGCUGCUGCCUGUACAUCUGGGUAUGAUAAGGUCCUAGUGGAUGCAGAAUGUACUCAUGAUGGAUCGAUAAAACACAUUCAGAAGUUUGAGUUCUGGGGAUGGAAAACAUUAGACCGCCGUGUACUCAACGUAGAAAGAACUGGCAACCUACUUCAUCUUCAGUUAGGGCUUCUCACAAAUGGUUUUAAAUUAUUGAAAACAGGCGGAUCACUUGUCUAUAGUACUUGCAGCUUGACUGUUGCACAAAACGAGAAUGUGGUUCAGCAAUUCCUCUCAAAAUAUCCUUCAGCAGAACUGCUAAAGAUCGAUCCAGCCGAUAGUUGGCCCUGCAGAAGCGGCGACAUCCAGAAAACCUUGCGAUUCGACCCCGCGGCGUCGCAAACUAGUGGACUUUUCGUCGCCAAGUUUGUCAAGUUGUGA
This is a messenger RNA of Triticum turgidum subsp. durum (durum wheat), 1221 nucleotides long. The record is from the annotation of a GenBank genome assembly. NCBI's taxonomy places the organism in Eukaryota, Viridiplantae, Streptophyta, Magnoliopsida, Poales, Poaceae.